UGACCCUCCGCGGACAGCCUAGCUUUGGGCUGCUGCUCUUCUGGCGCCUGCCCUAAAGCAAACUCCUAGCAGCUGGGUACGGUAGCUCUUUGGGGACAAAAGUCUUCCCUCUGGGGUGGGCUCCACUUCGCGCUCACGGGUCUUUCGGGCAGACCUGAGCCGGCAGGUUUCAGAGGGUGCGCUGUGCUGCUCUCCGGGGACCAGGAAGAGGCCGGGCUUGCGCGGAGUUGGGGUUGACCUGGGCUGGGGCCCGCGGGACGCCGUCGCUGCCCGGAUGUUGCGAUGGCUGAUCGGGGGAGGCCGAGAACCACAGGGACUGGCCGAGAAAUCUCCUUUACAGACAAUAGGUGAAGAACAAACCCAGAACCCCUACACUGAACUGCUUGUACUGAAAGCUCAUCAUGACAUUGUACGGUAUCUGGUACGGUUAGAUGACUACAGAUUUGCAUCUGCUGGUGAUGAUGGAAUUGUAGUUGUGUGGAAUGCCCAGACAGGAGAAAAACUUUUGGAAUUCAGUGGACACACUCAAAAGAUAACAGCUAUUAUUACAUUGCCUUGUUUGGAAACUUGUGAAGAAAAAAAUCAACUGAUCUUGACGGCCUCUGCUGAUAGAACAGUUAUUGAAUGGGAUUGUGAUACUGGUAGACAAGUUCAGAAAGUGUCAUGCUUCCAGUCUACUGUAAAGUGUUUAGCUGUUCUUCAGAGACUAGACGUUUGGCUCUCUGGUGGGAAUGACCUGUGUGUGUGGAACCGAAAAUUAGAUCUUCUGUGUAAGACAAGUCACCUUUCUGAUACAGGGAUCAGUGCUUUGAUUGAAAUACCUAAGAACUGUGUUGUGGCAGCAGUUGGCAAAGAACUGAUAAUUUUCAGGUUGGUAGCGCCCACAGAGGGAUCACUGGGAUGGGAUAUUCUUGAAGUUAAGCGCCUCCUUGAUCAUCAAGACAAUAUUCUCUCACUGCUUAAUGUCGAUGAUGUGAGUUUUGUAUCUGGCUCCCAUGUCGGGGAACUCAUCGUCUGGGACACCCUGGGCUGGACCGUGCAGGCCUGUGAACGCAACUUCUGGGACCCAUCUCCGCAGCUGGAUGCUCAGCGGGAAAUAAAACUCUGUCAAAAGCCAAAUGACGUUUCUAUCCGUCAUCUCACAUGGGAUGAAGAGAAUGUAUUUGUUGCAGUUGGAAGGGGUUUAUACGUGUAUAACCUUCAGAUGAAGCGUGUGAUUGCCUGCCAGAAAACUGCUCAUGACUCCAGUGUCCUGCACGUUGUGAAACUCCCAAACAGGCAGGUUAUUUCAUGCUCAGAAGAUGGCAGUGUACGCAUUUGGGAGCUACGAGAAAAACAGCAGCUUUCCGUGGAGCCAGUGCCAACGGGUUUUUUUAACAUGUGGGGAUUUGGAAGAGUAAAUAAACAAGCCAGCCAUCCUGUUAAAAAGCAACAAGAAAAUGCCACUUCCUGUUCACUAGAGCUUAUUGGAGAUUUAAUUGGACACUCAUCAUCUGUGGAGAUGUUUCUGUACUUUGAAGACCAUGGACUAGUGACUUGUUCUGCUGAUCACCUCAUUAUUCUCUGGAAAAAUGGAGAACGAGAAUCUGGAUUACGCAGUUUAAAGUUAUUUCAAAAAUUAGAGGAGAAUGGUGACUUGUAUCUGUCUGUCUAGGUUAAGGAAUGAAUAACCUAUACAUGAACCUUGAACAUCAAAUAUAGGGUGAUGCUCUGAAAACCAUUACCAUAUUGAUUAUUUAUUUAAUUUUGUUUAAUUUUUUUAGGGGGUCUGCAAACCAGCAACAGGUUUGCUUCUGAGGUACUAGUACAUCCACCAAAGAAUAUGGUGCAAGUUUUUUGUUUGACUUUCCACAUAAGUUACCUGAAACCAUUGUAGGAAUGGGUCUGAUUUGUUCAGACUUCAGCACAACUGUCUGAUGAAGCAGAAUUAAAUUAUACCACAGUAUCCUCACAGAGAUAAAAUUUUUAUGCUUUAAAUUUUACACCAGAAAUUAUAUAAGCUUAUGCUUAAUGAAAAGCAUAGUACUCAGAACCUCUCUCCGUCUUUAGUGUUACUAUAUUGCCUCUAACUAAAUUCAUCAUCAGGAAUUAGAUAUUUAAAGUUUUACAUGUAGUUUCUUUCAUUUAGCCUUUCUGGAUUUUGAAAUACCUGACUUUGUUAUUCAAAACUAAUAUUUUAACUAUGUGACCACGUGUCAUUCUUUUAAAUUCUUAUUUAAGGAACCUGCUUUAAUGGAAAUAAAUAUACAUGAUAAUUAUGGAAGAUAUUUUAUGAGAAAAAUGAAAACUCCACUGAAGAAUAAAUAGGAUGUAGCAUAUCUUGAGUUUAAACCUUGAGGUAUCUAGAAAACUGAUGCUUCCCGGGAGGAAAUGAAGAUUCCAUAAUAAUUGUCUGUUGUUGAAGUGGUGAGUGCUGUGUUGUAAGCUUCUUAAUUUGAAUCUAGACCCUGGAAGGAGGUAGAAAUAGAAGUAAUAGUAUUUUUUUUCUCUGGUUUUCCUUAGAGCCUGUUUGAUUAAGAAUUCUUGUGAUAAAUAUCCUUUCUCCUACAAAUUCCCCUGGUCUUUAGUAACUACCACUAUGCCGUGAAGCAAACCUGAAUCUCACUGUUUUAACUACAGCUUUUUAAAAAA
Odocoileus virginianus texanus is the source of this 2631-nucleotide messenger RNA. It is a transcript of the gene WDR41, whose product is annotated as WD repeat domain 41. Gene Ontology annotation, biological process: regulation of autophagy. Gene Ontology annotation, cellular component: lysosomal membrane. NCBI's taxonomy places the organism in Eukaryota, Metazoa, Chordata, Mammalia, Artiodactyla, Cervidae. Gene Ontology annotation, molecular function: protein binding. The record is from RefSeq and is a predicted model, not a curated record.